This is a messenger RNA of Penicillium waksmanii, 897 nucleotides long. RefSeq names its product class I SAM-dependent methyltransferase. The transcript is spliced from 8 exons. The coding region runs from base 1 to 897 and encodes 298 amino acids. Gene Ontology annotation, molecular function: methyltransferase activity. NCBI's taxonomy places the organism in Eukaryota, Fungi, Ascomycota, Eurotiomycetes, Eurotiales, Aspergillaceae. The record is from RefSeq and is a predicted model, not a curated record.
AUGGCAUACAGCUCGGCCACCAUCGAGCCUGACCUGUCAGAUAUCGACUCAGUCUAUCCUGACUCGGUGAACGAUGCUAAUUGCACUACAAGUAUCACCUCCAGUGCUCUGAAUUACCAGUAUCAUUCAUACCACGAGGGGGAAUACCUUCUGCCCAACGAUGAACAGGAACAAGAUCGUCUCGAUUUGAGUCAUCACAUUUAUUUGAUGCUUUUAAAAGGGGAGCUCCAUCGGGCACCAGUCGAAAAUCCAGGAAGAGUGCUGGACCUUGGCACAGGGACGGGUAUAUGGGCAAUUGAUUUCGCAGAGGUACCGCCGAAUUGUAAAUUCGAAGUUGAUGACUUUGAACAGCCCUGGAACUACAACGCACCAUUUGACUACAUUCACGGCCGUGAGCUAGAAGGGGCAAUUCGGGAUCACAAACAAUUGUUUCAGCAAGCUUUUGACAACCUCAAACCAAAUGGAUGGUUCGAGAUGGCUACUUUUGAAGUCAACACUAUGUCAGAUGACGGCACGCAUCUCAAAUCGACCUAUCUUUUGAACAGCGUAAAGAACAUAUAUGCAUCAGCAAGGUCGUUUGGGAAGGCCAUGCAUUCUGUCCCUUCAUGGAGCGACUGGAUAAAGAAAGCGGGAUUUGUCAAUGUCCGGGAAGAGAUCUACAAACUCCCUCAAAGUCCUUGGUCAAAAGACCCUGAGUUCUUGGAGCUCGGUAAAUACCAUCAACUGAACAUGCUCGAGGCCAUGCCGUCAUACACAUACGCACUCUUCACACGCGUGCUCAGGUGGGAACGCGUUGAAAUCGAAGCCUUGCUGGCGGGUGUUCGACGCGAAUUGAGGGAUCUAUCCAAUCAUUUGUAUACAAGAGUGUACAUGAUAUACGGCCAAAGGCCUCCAUGA